UCGUGUCACAGACGUUUUGGAUCCGUCCCUUGAGGGGGGGGCUAUGAGUAGCUGUGCAGCUGGGGAGGCACAACUACUCCUCACCCCAGUGGGUCUGCAACAGACGACGCCAUCCUCUCCGGUGGGCCGGCAGACGCCACCAUGCUCUCCGGUGGGCCGGCAGACGCCACCAUCAUCUCCGGUGGGUCUGCAACCAACGGCGCCACCAUCAUCUCCGGUGGGUCUGCAACCAACUGCGCCACCAUCAUCUCCGGUGGAUCUGCAACCAACGGCGCCAUCACCCUCUCCGGUGGACCAGCAGGGGUCUCCACCACCCUCUCUGGUGGACCAGCAGGGGUCUCCACCACCCUCUCUGGUGGACCAGCAGGGGUCUCCGCCACCCUCUCUGGUGGACCAGCAGGGGUCUCCGCCACCCUCUCCGGGUGGCCAGCAGAGGGCGCCGCCACCACCCUCUCCGGGUGGCCAGCAGAGGGCGCCGCCACCAUCCUUCCCGGUGGGCCCUCCCACGCCGGCGGUCGAGCCGCCUCGACAAUUGCGGCGGCGUUCAACUCGCCGUCGCCACCUGACUCUUCCCCGCUGUUGCGGGGACACUUGGCCUGGCGGCCCACCUCCUUGUCCUCCCUCCACCCUCCCUUGACUUUGGACUGUUUUUUUUUUGGGUGGGGGGGGGGUUUGAUACGUCUGGUAUCCGUUAUGGGAAGGGGGGCUACUGUCAAGGUUUUCCCUGACAGUUUGGUCAAGUUUUAGUUUUCCUCUGCAUUUGUCUUGGUUUCCUGUUCUUAGUUUCCUGUCAGUGCUUUUAUUUUGUCUUCAUUUCCUGAUUGUUCCCUGAGUGCUUUGUCCCCUCAGCUGUGGCUGAUUGGCACGUGGCCACACCUGGUGCCAGUCAGCCAGCUGCCUAUUUAAACCUGUCCUGCCCUCCAGUCACUGCUGGAUCAUUGUCAUUGUAGUGUCUACCUGAAUGUCACUUGUCACUUCUACCUGUAGCUUCUACCUAUUUGUCGUUGUAGCUCCGUCUACUUUUGUCCACUCCGCUUUAGUCAUAGUUCCUUCGUGUCACAGUAAGGGUUUUUGUUUAUUGUCCACAGUUAGCCUUUGUGCUAUUUUAGUUUAUAGCCUAGUUUGUUCUCCGCCUUGUGCGCGCCUUUUGUUUAUUCCCUUUUGUUUGUUUUUUGCUAUAGUAUCUGAAUUAAAUCAUGUUUUCCCAUUCAAUGCCUGCCAUCAUCUCUGCAUCUUGGGUUUCGUCAACUACAUACCCCGACAGAAUGAUCCAGCCUAAAACGAACCUCGCAGAGAUGUCCAUGGCGGAGAGGCUUAACAAAGCAUUAGAAUUGAUGGCUAAAUCAAGGAAAAGCUUUGCCUCGUUUUGUGAUCCCUCCGACCCAUCCCUGUCCUGUGUUGGCUUCUCGUGGGACGUUUUGGAUCCGUCCCUUGAGGGGGGGGGCUAUGAGUAGCUGUGCAGCUGGGGAGGCACAACUACUCCUCACCCCAGUGGGUCUGCAACAGACUGCGCCAUCCUCUCCGGUGGGCCGGCAGACGCCACCAUGCUCUCCGGUGGGCCGGCAGACGCCACCAUCAUCUCCGGUGGGUCUGCAACCAACGGCGCCACCAUCAUCUCCGGUGGGUCUGCAACCAACUGCGCCACCAUCAUCUCCGGUGG
Messenger RNA from Entelurus aequoreus (snake pipefish), 1660 nucleotides. Its product is annotated as proline-rich proteoglycan 2-like. The transcript has 2 exons. Lineage: Eukaryota; Metazoa; Chordata; Actinopteri; Syngnathiformes; Syngnathidae. The coding region runs from base 44 to 637 and encodes 197 amino acids. The record is from RefSeq and is a predicted model, not a curated record.